CCGGUCUGACUCUUUUGACGCCUCUGAGUUGCCAUCCACAUACGGCGCUUGUUGUAGAACAAAGUGUCCAGUAUUUGAGUUUUUACGGAUAUUAUCACCACUUUUAAUUUUUUUUUGGUUUUGUUUUGUUUUUUUUACAUCGGAGAGAUAUGUCGUCAGACUUAAAGAAGCGUAAAUCAAAGGUUCUCCGCAGUGAAGGAGGAACCCCAGAGAUGAAGCGCGGUCGCGGAGAAGGAGAGCAGCAGGAUGUGCAUGUGUACAGCGAGGAGGUGGAGCUGGACAGUCGAGACACUGAACAGGACUACCUGCAAUACAAAGAGUCAUGUGAAAGUUUGGCCACACUCAUGGGUGAGAUCCAGGAGCUGAAAGCCAGUGGAGCCAAGGAGGGGUGUGCAGAGGUUGAGCAGCGGCGCAUGCAGAGCUGCAUCCACUUCAUGAAUCUGAAAAAACUCAAUCGCCUUGCACACAUGCGUCUAAAAAGAGGCAGAGACCAGACACAUGAGGCCAAGCAGAGAGUGGAUGUGCUGCAUCUUCAGUUGCAGAACCUUCUCUAUGAAGUUAUGCAUCUUCAGAAAGAGAUCAGCAAGUGUCUGGAGUUCAAGUCUAAGCAUGAAGAGAUAGAUUUGGUGAGUCUGGAAGAAUUUUACCAGGAGGCUCCUCAGGAUAUUUCCAGGCCACACCUCACUAAAAAUGAUCCCCACCAACUCACACUGGCACGUCUGGACUGGGAGCUUGAACAGAGGAAGAGGUUGGCAGAGAAAUACAAGGAGUCACAGACCACAAAAGAGAAGAUCCAAAAGAGCAUUGAGGUGAAAAAGGAGCAUUUAAGAAGCUUGCAGCCAGGACUCAAUGCCAUCAUGCAGGCAUCUCUUCCAGUGCAGGAAUACCUGUCCAUGCCUUUUGAACAGACUCAGAAACAGACUGAGAUUGCCCGUCACCUGCCACCUCCUCUCUAUGUCCUGUUUGUUCAAGCCAAUGCAUAUGGCCAAGCAUGUGACAAAAACCUGUGUGUGUCGAUCAGUGGUGAUGUGGAUGAAGCCAAGGCCCUUUCCAAGCCUCCAGAAGAUUCCCAGGAUGAUGAAAGUGAUUCAGAUGCAGAGGAGGAGCAAGAGAAAACGAAGAGGAGAAGGCCAACUACUGGAGGUCAGCUGGAUGAGAAAAGACGUGAGAUGCUGAAAAGGCAUCCUCUAUCUCUUUGCUUGGACCUCAAGUGUAAAGAUGGCAGCAUCCUUCAUCUCUACUUCUAUUACCUGAUGAAUCUGAAUAUAAUGACCGUCAAGACCAAAGUCUCCACCUCCACAGACCUCAGCACAGCCAUCAGUGCAGGGGAGCUGCUGAAAUCCGACACUCUUCUUAGCUGUCUUUACAUUGGUGACCAAGGUCGAGAGACACCCAAUCCAGCAAACCGCUACCAGUUUGAUAAAGUUGGGAUUGUUACUUUUUCGGACUAUGUGGACGAACUGGGCCAUCCCUACAUGUGGGUGCAGAGUCUAGGAGGACUAAACUUUCCCAGUGACACUUCAGAGAGCGUGUGUGUGGGUAGCUCUCUGAGUGCCAGCCACAUGGAGAGUACCAUGAAGCUGCUACGGGGUCGUGUCCAGUCCCGUUUGGCUCUGCACAAACAGUUUGCCUCUUUAGAGCACAGCAUGAUCCCAGUUUCCAGUGAGUGUCUGCACCUCUUUCCUGCCAAAAUCAUCUCCCGUUUAGCUCGUUGGACCGCAAUUGCAUACCAAGAUUACAUGGAGCUGCCUUUCACACGCCAUGUGUCUGAUGCUGGUCUGGCAAAGGAGACUGAUCUGUACUUUAUGAGUGUGGUGGAGAGAGGCACAGCUCGUCUCCAGGCUGCUGUGGUGCUGAGUCCUCGUUACCCAGAAAUCUCCCCUCUUUUCUCUCUCUCUCUGAGCUGGAAGGGAGAGCGAAGUGGACGCACUGAUGACAACCUCAGAGCCAUGGAGAGUGAGGUGAACGUUUUCAAAAAUGAACUCCAGGGACCUCGUCCAGGUCACCAGCUCCUGACCAAUCAAAUUGCACGCCUCUGUGUUUGUCUGGAUGUGUAUUUGGAGACUGAAGGACAAGAUGACAGUGUGGAGGGGCCCAGAGAGUUUCCUCGUGAAAAGAUGUGCUUGCGCACUGUCAGGGGUCCAAAUCGACUGAAACCAUUCAAGUACAACCAUCCUCAGGGGUUCUUCAGUCAUCGCUGAACCUGUUCAUAAACGUCACCAUUGUACCAAGACUGUUUAAACUUUGUGAUUUUAGCUGCACAAAGUACUCCUGUUUUAAACUCUUUAUACCUCUUAGAAAAUAAAUAAAAACUGUUAUUUUCUUCAAUAA
Sphaeramia orbicularis (orbiculate cardinalfish) is the source of this 2331-nucleotide messenger RNA. It is a transcript of the gene thoc5, whose product is annotated as THO complex 5. The transcript is spliced from 20 exons. Gene Ontology annotation, biological process: mRNA export from nucleus. NCBI's taxonomy places the organism in Eukaryota, Metazoa, Chordata, Actinopteri, Kurtiformes, Apogonidae. Gene Ontology annotation, molecular function: mRNA binding. Gene Ontology annotation, cellular component: THO complex part of transcription export complex. The coding region runs from base 150 to 2201 and encodes 683 amino acids. The record is from RefSeq and is a predicted model, not a curated record.